Molecule: messenger RNA, 4528 nt
Organism: Lytechinus pictus (painted urchin)
Lineage: Eukaryota; Metazoa; Echinodermata; Echinoidea; Temnopleuroida; Toxopneustidae
Product: sodium-coupled monocarboxylate transporter 2-like
Exons: 15
Coding region: 123-2000 (625 amino acids)
Biological process (GO): sodium ion transport; transmembrane transport
Cellular component (GO): membrane
Molecular function (GO): symporter activity
Source: RefSeq, a predicted model, not a curated record
CACAAAUCCUGCUUUGACCGAACCUCAAUUAAAAUUGAGCGACCUAAAACGCUUCAGAUUCUGCAAUUAGCUUGAUAAAACAGUUUGGAAGUUAUCUAAACCAGAAAGAAUUACUCUAUAUCAUGUCAGAGCCGGAUAUUAAGACGUUUUCUGGGGCGGACUACGGAGUCCUGGGUGCCAUGCUCGCCUUGUCUCUGGGCAUAGGUUUCUACCAGGCCUGCGCUGGCGGGAAGCAGAAGACGGCUGAGGAAUUCUUGAUGGCCAAUCGUAACAUGCACCCGAUUCCCGUGGCCCUCUCUUUGGUGGCUAGUUUCAUCUCAGCCAUCACCUUCCUCGGAACACCAGCCGAAAACUACGUUCACGGUAUCAUGCAUAGUUGGUUCUGGUUGGCGAGUGUAUUUGCAUCCAUCAUCACUAUGCUUCUAUUCAUGCCGACGUUCUAUCGGUUAGGUAUAACGAGUUCUAAUGAGUACUUAGAGUUACGGUUCAAUCGCUUUGCUCGCUAUCUUGGGAUGGGAAUUUUCUUUCUCUACAUGAUUUUUUACCUUGGUAUUGUUCUAUACGCACCCUCCUUGGCUCUUAAUGCUGUGACAGGAUUAAAUCUAUGGGGAUCGGUUUUCGCUAUCGGUAUUGUCUGCACGCUUUAUACCACAAUAGGAGGGAUGAAAGCUGUUCUUUGGACUGACGUUUUUCAGAUGACAUUGAUGGUAGUCGGUUUCAUCGCCGUCAUCAUCCAGGGCGCCCUCAGAGUUGGUGGGAUAGGCAAUGCUUGGCAGAUUGCUUCAUCGGUCGACGAUAGAAUGAACUUAUGGAUUUUUAGCACUGACGUCACACAACGUCACACGAUAUGGGGGAUUUUGAUUGGUGGAACCUUGUCAUGGACCAGUAUCUUCGGCGUGAAUCAGGCUCAGGUGCAGAGAUACCUCACAUGUGGGUCCAUUGAGAAAGCAAGAAUAGCAAUAUGGAUCGCCAUGUUUGGUAUGAUCUUGGUUCAGGUGCUCCCUCACAUUGUGGGCGUGGUCAUGUAUGCUAAUUACGCUGGGUGUGACCCCAAGAUCCAAGGCGCCAUAGCGAGCUAUGAUCAGUUGAUGCCCUAUUUCAUCAUGGAUCUGUUCGGUUCGAUGCCAGGUUUACCUGGGCUACUCACGUCGGCAGUCUUCAGCGCAGCAUUAAGUACUAUUUCAUCGGGUUUAAAUGCCCUCGCAGCAGUAGCCGGUGAAGAUAUCAUCAAAUCCAUUUGGCCAAACAUGAAGGAUAGUCAGUACACGUGGAUAUCAAAAGGAUUUGCUUUGCUGUUUGGUGUUGUGACCAUUUUCUCUGCACUCCUAGCAUCUGAGAUGGGAGAAAUCCUCCAGAUGGCAAUGAACCUCUUUGGUAUGUGCGGUGGUCCUAUCCUGGCUCUCUUCUCGUGUGGAAUGUUCUUCCCAUGGAUCAACUCAAAGGGGGUCAUAUCAGGGACUCUUCUCGGUCUUGCCUUCGCCUUCUGGGUUGGUAUAGGGGCGCAGAUUUACCCCCAUCCACCCAAAGACCCACCCCUCUCAGCCGACCUUUGCUCUUUGGAAAACUCAACUUUCCUCUCGACAUCGGAGUCGAUGACCACUUUAUUGAACUACGAAGACACAACAACUAUGCUGAUGAUGGAAGAAAUGACGACGUCUGACUCUGGGAUAUCGGAGCCUUCCUCGUUUGAUUUGUAUAAGAUUUCAUACACCUGGUGGGGUAUAUUCUCAUUCAUCGUUUCCGUUAUCUCUGCUCUCAUCAUCAGCAUCUUAACAGGCCCUCAGGAUCCGAGAAAAUUGGACCCCCGUUUGAUAUGUCCAGUGGUCGAUAGAUUGUGUUGCUGCCUGCCUGAGAAAUGGAAGAUACCACUCCGCUGCGGGGUAGGCAAGGACUUUAACGCAGACGAGACGGAAUACGAGUACCAAGCAAUGAGGAAACAGGAUCAAGUAAACCACGGAAAGGAAGGAGGAAUAGAAUUCCAGAAAACGGCAGAAACUUAAUACGAAAAAGAGUAAUAUUCUCAUCAAGUUCACAGUUGUUUUUAUUCGAAAUUCGCAAUUUUAGAUUAUUUGUGGUGAUGCGCUAUGAUAUUGAUGAAAAAGCACUCGACUACCUUUUGCCAAGUUUGCAGAAACGUCCAGGCCAUCACUUUGGCCUUUUAUAUAAUGAGGUGUACGAAAAUUAAACAGAAGACGUGCUACAGGUUUCAGGCGUUCUUUUUUCAUCUAUUACCUCUGUAACUCCCUUCCUUCUUCGCUCCGUUAAACUGACAACAUUGAGCUCAAACCGCCCCUCAAAACUUGCUUAUUUCAGCAGAUGUGUUGUAAUCAGCUUAAUUGGAUUAAUCUGCGCCUAUGAAUGUUUUUAACAGAAAUAUGGCGCAAAAUAAAUUAUGUGGAUCAUCUUCAUCAUCAGGUUCAGAAAGAUAUAUAAUACGGAGGUUUCACAACCGCGACACAGAACGCUUUCAGAAACGUAGAGAAUAUAUUGUCAAAUGCCCUUCAGCAAAAUGAAGACUUUGUCGAGGGUUGUUUAUUCAUUAGUUUAUGAUCUGGAUUUAUUUCCUUUUUAUUACGUAUACACCUACAUGUAUGUUCCUUUGUUUGAUUUUGAAUAUUGCAUAAAGCAAUGAUUUGAAAAAUAUGUGCUGACCAUUUUGAAGGUAAUAUUAAUAACACCGUAUUUGCAUGCGCAGUUAUGGAAGGUGCGAACUAAGGCGCAUCAAGAAUUAAAUGAAUUAUCUUUAACCGGUUUAGAUGAUAUCGGGACAUUUUUGGCCAUUCGCAAUAUAUGUAGUGUACGUGUCGUACGUUACUUUACAAUUUCCUGACAAGUGGAAAAUGGUUCUCACUAUCUUUGAAAAUACGAUUAAGAUGAAAAGUUAUAUGGUCAUAUAUGAAGACAGACAUGUUCCCUCAUUUAUAAUGUACCUUUCCUUGUAUUUCUCUCUAAGUUCUCUUUGCCUUUCUGUUUUGCUCUCUUCUAAGAGCCUCGAGCAUUUGAAGAGUUUAGUUGCAAAAGGGGUUAGGUCCACUCUGGACCAUUCCGAGAAAAACCAUAUUUUUUAUUCUCACUUAUUGCAAUAUUUUAUGAGAAACUAAAUUGUCAUGAUAUACUACCCUAUCAUGUGAACAUAUAAUUGGGUAUAAAAGAAAUCUACCUGUCUUCAUUUUUGUCUCGCCUGCAUAGCAGAGCGAGACUAUAGGCGCCGCUUUUCCGACGGCGACGGCGGCGGCGACGGCGGCGGCGGCGGCGGCGUCAACAUCAAAUCUUAACCUAAGGUUAAGUUUUUGAAAUGACAUCAUAACUUAGAAAGUAUAUGGACCUAGUUCAUGAAACUUGGACAUAAGGUUAAUCAAGUAUUACUAAACAUCCUGCCUGAGUUUCAGGUCACAUGACCAAGGUCAAAGGUCAUUUUGGGUCAAUGAACUUAGACCAUGUUGGGAAAAUUAUUUUCAAAAUCUUAACCGAAGGUUAAGUUUUUGAAAUGACAUCAUAACUUAGAAAGUAUAUGGACCUAGUUCAUGAAACUUGGGCAUAAGGUUAAUCAAGUAUUAGUGAACAUCCUGCUCGAGUUCCAGGUCACGUGACCAAGGUCAAAGGUCAUUUAGGGUCAAUGAACUUUGGUCAAGUUGGGGGUAUUUGUUGAAUUACUAUCAUAAGUUUGAAAAUUUAUGGAUCUAGUCCAUGAAACUUGGACAUAAAGUUAAUCAAGUAUUAGUGAACAUCCUGCCUGAGUUUCAGGUCACAUGACCAAGGUCAAAGGUCAUUUAGGGUCAAUGAACUUUGGCCAAGUUCGGGGUAUUUGUUGAAUUACCAUCAUAACUUUGAAAAUUUAUGGAUUUAGUUCAUGAAACUUGGACAUUAGGUUAAUCAAGUACCACUGAAUAUCAUGUGUGAGUUUCAGGUCACAUGACCUUGGUCAAUGGUCAUUUAAGGUCAAUGAACUUUGGCCGUGUUGGGCGUAUAUGUUAAAUUACCAUCCUAACUCUGAAAGUUUAUGGAUCUAGUUCAUAAAACUUGGACAUAAGAGUAAUCAAGUAUCACUGAACAUCCUGUACGAGUUUCAGGUCACAUGACCAUGGUCAAAGGUCAUUAAAGGUCAAUGAACUUUGGCCGUGUUGGGGGUAUUUGUUGAAUUACCAUCCUAACUCUGAAAGUUUAUGGAUCUAGUUCAUAAAACUUGGGAUAUAAGAGUAAUCAAGCAUCACUGAACAUCCCCUGUGAGUUUCAGGUCACAAAACCAAGUCAAAGGUCAGUUAAGGUCAAUACACUUAGGCCAUGUUGGGGUAAUUGUUGAAGUGCCAUCAUAACUUUGAAAGUUUAUGGAUAGAGUGAAUGAAAUGUGGACAUGGGUGUAGUUGACAAGUCUUAAGUCACCGUUCAAAUGUCAUCUAUGGUCAAUGAACGUGGUAUUAUAUCAUUAUAUGAAUGGUGUUUUUGUGAAUGAUUAUUUUAUAGUAGUUUUCAAAGUUAGCACUGCUGCUAUGUUAAAUUGCGUAAUGCAGGCGAGACUGCCAGAGGCGUU